Messenger RNA from Dunckerocampus dactyliophorus (ringed pipefish), 1643 nucleotides. RefSeq names its product zinc finger protein 771-like. The coding region runs from base 55 to 1443 and encodes 462 amino acids. Lineage: Eukaryota; Metazoa; Chordata; Actinopteri; Syngnathiformes; Syngnathidae. The record is from RefSeq and is a predicted model, not a curated record. Gene Ontology annotation, biological process: regulation of transcription by RNA polymerase II. The transcript has 2 exons. Gene Ontology annotation, cellular component: PcG protein complex; transcription regulator complex. Gene Ontology annotation, molecular function: DNA-binding transcription factor activity, RNA polymerase II-specific; RNA polymerase II cis-regulatory region sequence-specific DNA binding.
ACGCCAAGCUAAGGGCGAAGGCGACGAAGUGCAAUCGAGGAAAAAACAUUGAAAAUGGUGAAAGAGUUGGUGAAGGAGCGUCUAAUGGCGGCAGCUGAUGAAAUAUCGGCGAUGUUUGAAAGAACGAUAGCGUCCUACGAGGAGGAACUUUCCCGAACGAGAGAGGAGAAGGAGCGACUUCGACAACAACUGGAAGCUGUUAGCAAGACGGGAGUUUUGGUACAGCUUGGAGACGUCCAGCAGCUGUUCGGUCAUCAAGAACAACAUUCCCCUCAACCAAAGGAGGGGGGCUCCAUUCUGAAGCAGGAGGGGCCCCAGCCCCCCCACAUUAAAGACAAAGAGGAGGAACUGUGGAUCACUCAGGAGGCGGAGCUCACCAAGUUGCCACCGACUGGUGUCUCCGUGACUGAAGACCAGGAAGACAAACCACCUGAGUCCUCAUGUUUGUUGCAUCCUUCAGACGUCCAGCAGAUGAUUGAUCGUCAAGAACAACUGCAGGGGGGGAGCUCCAUUUUGAAGCAGCCCCCCCACGUUAAAGAGGAAGAACAGGAACUCUGGAUCUCACAGGAAGAAGAGGAGACCGAUCCCACUGAGUUGCCACUGACUGGUGUCUCCGUGAAGACUGAAGGCCAUGAAGACAAGCUCUUAGCUCCGCUAUCAGUUGGUGAUGAUGUAACAUCACACUAUCCUGAGGAUGAAGACAGGGACCACACCCAAGUAGCUGUGAGCAGCGAUACAGGCGGUGAAGGUGAUGUGAGGACUCACGCUGACAACAAACACUCCGAAUUCUGUGAAAAAAAGACGGGUAAAAAUCGUUUUGCCUGCUCAGUUUGUGCUAAAAGCUUUUUUUUUAAGAGCCGCUUGACUGAACACAUGCGGAAACACACAGGACAAAAACCCUUUAGUUGCUCCUUCUGUGGCCGAACAUUUGCUAGCAGGUCCGCUUUGAUGCAACACACGAGAACGCACAGUGGAGAAAAACCUUUUAGUUGCUCAGUCUGUGACAGUAAAUUUGCUCUGAGGUGUGCUUUGGUUCAACACAUGAGAACCCACACGGGUGAAAAACCUUUUAGUUGCUCAGUUUGUGGAAAAGGAUUCUCUCAUAGGUGUAACAUGACGACACACAUGAGAACCCACACGGGAGAAAAACCCUUCAGUUGCUCGCUUUGCGGUCAACGAUUUCCUCGAAGGUCGGGUAUGGCGUCGCACAUGAGGUCGCACACGGGAGAAAAACCCUUCGGUUGCUCAGUUUGCGGUAAAAGAAUCUCUACAAGGUCAAACAUGGUGGACCACAUGAGAACACACAGAAGAGAAAAGGCUCGUCCAGAAGGGUUGGGGUCAGCCUCGGAUAAGAACAAGUUAGCUGAUGAUGAUGAUGUCACUUCAACGAGCAGUCAGCCCAAACAUUAUUGGAACCAAAAAGACUUUGAAUGGUCUUUCUGACAUCCAUAGAUAGCGAAUGCAAUCAGUAUCUAUUGUACGGGUAUUGUAAACCAUGUGAUGAUGUUAUUGGAAGGUGUGCUCUCCUUUGUGCCACCGUGAGAUGGAUACAAGUCCAGUUAGCAAGCAUGCUAUCCUUGUUUGGGACAAACAGACUGUUUUUUCUCUAUUCUAACUUUUUUUUUUAACAUAUAAGGUGUUAC